Messenger RNA from Musca vetustissima, 5285 nucleotides. RefSeq names its product formin-J (gene form3). The coding region runs from base 56 to 5281 and encodes 1741 amino acids. Lineage: Eukaryota; Metazoa; Arthropoda; Insecta; Diptera; Muscidae. The record is from RefSeq and is a predicted model, not a curated record. Gene Ontology annotation, biological process: cellular component organization. The transcript has 15 exons. Gene Ontology annotation, molecular function: actin binding.
GAACGUGCCCGCCCUAGACAUAGUCUACGCGGAGCCUUUAUUUAUCGACACCACUAUGGACUCACGCAUCGGCCUGGAUUACAUUGUCGAAAAUCGUGAUUAUAUUUCGAAAUUAGGUACUGCAUUAGAUACCAACAAUGCCGUAGUUAAAAAACAAGUAUUCGAAUUACUAUCAGCCUUAUGUGCAUAUAAUGCCGAUGGUUAUACUCGUGCCAUAGAAACAUUAGAAUUUUAUAAGAAUCUCAAAAAUGAACGCUACCGUUUUAAAAUUGUCAUCAACGAAUUGGAAAAAGCAACGAACAUUGAAUAUCAGGUCGCCCUAUUGGCAUUCAUUAAUUGUGUGAUAAUAUCGGCGGCAUCAUUACAAGAUCGAAUACGAAUACGCAAUGAAUUUAUAGGUUUAAAAGUUCUUCCUCUGUUAAAUAAUUUAAGAAAAGUUGCACAAAGUGUAGGAGAUAUUAUUGUACAAUUGGACGUAUUCGACGAGCAGAGAGAAUGCGACGAAGCCCAAAGCCUACAAGGCCCAAAUGGCAUCAAUCUAAACUCACAUCUUGACGUCUUCUAUGCAAUAUUGAGACAGGUGGCCGAUACACCACAGGAAGUGCCAUUCCUUAGUAUACUGCAACAUUUGUUGCGAAUUGAUCCAAAAGAACACGUUAGUGAUGUUGUCUGGGAUACAACCGAAAAACUGGUACAUCGAGCAACUCUAUUAGAAAGUCAUGAAGAUUCGGUGCGUCUGUUACGCACGACGACUGCUCAAAAAUUCACCUGUCCCAAUUGUCGCAGUGAUGCUGUGAGUCCGACACGUAAACCGAAUGCUACGACCAUAGCUCCACCUCCGCCACCACCACCAGCUCCCGCACCGCCCCCACCACCACCAGGUUGUGGUAAGGUGGGCGGUAGUGUAGCAGGAGGAGCUCCACCGCCACCACCACCCCCCAUGACCAUGUGCAAUGGGCCACCAGCGCCGCCACCUAUACCCGGAGCACCACCAGCUCCUCCGCCCGUUGGAAAUUUACUCUCUGCUAAGACAACAAUGCCUGCCCGUUCACUAACACCCGAGCCACGUCUCGCGGAUGUGUUACUGCCGCAACAGGAUACACCGGCACCAAAGGCGAAAAUGAAAACCCUCAACUGGGGUAAGAUUCCACCACACAAAGUGAUUGGCAAACAAAAUCUAUGGACAAUUGUGGCCCACAAUCAUCAGGACACAACAAUGGAAGAUAUCGAUUGGAAUGAAAUGGAAGGACUCUUCUGUCUGCAAUCCACAAGUGCUCAAGGUUCACCAAAAUUGGGUAGAGCCGAUCCCUCGGCUGGGGCCAGUAGCAGUGGUUAUGAUACACUCGAUCGUAAAUCGAAAAAGGAGAGCACAGAAAUUAAUUUACUUGAUGGCAAGAGGACACUGAAUGUCAAUAUAUUUUUGAAACAGUUUAAGGGAUAUAAUUCCAAUGAAGAUAUUGUCCAACUAAUACAGGAUGGCAAUCAUGAGGUGAUAGGAGCCGAAAAACUCCGUGGCCUAUUGAAAAUUCUUCCCGAAGUCGAUGAAAUAGAUUUGUUAAAGACUUUCAAUGGUGAUCGUCAACGUUUGGGUAGAGCUGAAAAGUUUCUUCUGCUUCUUAUGGAGGUUCCAAGCUAUAAACUGCGCAUUGAGAGUAUGUUGCUGAAGGAAGAAUUUGCUGCCAAUGUUACAUAUCUGGACCCCUGUAUCAACACCAUGAUUGAAGCGGCCGAAGAUCUCAUGAAUUGUCGAUCUCUACAAGAAGUCCUCUACUUGGUUGUGGUGGCUGGUAAUUUCUUAAAUUCCGGUGGUUAUGCUGGUAAUGCUGUGGGCGUUAAGCUGUCCUCACUGACCAAACUAACCGAUAUCCGAGCAAAUAAACCCGGCAUGAAUCUAAUUCACUUUGUGGCCAUACAAGCUGAAAAACGUGAUGCCUCAUUACUGAAUUUCACCAAUGAAUUAAGUAAUUUAGAAAGUGCUUCCAAAACUAAUUUAGAACAAAUUGGCAUUGAUAUCAAGAAUCUAGAUUCUCAAUUACAAAAAAUCAAACGGCAAAUCGAAAUGCCCAAUACCGAUGAAGAUAUUAAAGAACAAAUGUUGGAAUUCUUACAAAGUGCCGAGGGUGAAAUGACGGUACUAAAGGCCGGCAUGGAUGCUGUAGAUAAUAUGCGUCUGAAGUUGGCCGAUUUCUUUUGUGAAGACCCGGCCACCUUUAGAUUGGAGGAAUGCUUUAAAAUAUUACAAACAUUCUGUGAUAAAUUCAAGCAAGCCGUUAAGGAAAAUGAACGGCGCCAACAGUUGGAGGAACAGGCCAGUAUAAGACAAAAACAACGGGAAGAACAAUUGGCCAGGAGAGCCAAAUAUGCCACCCUUAAUGGCACCCCCAGCUCUGAUUUCGAUAGUCAAUUUUCAUUGGAUUCUCCCUUUGAUCCUAGAGCUAGUCCGGCAUUGUCACGCAAACGUUAUGGCAGCUUUAACAACGGCAGUAAUGUGGAGGUCAAUAAUAGCUUUAUACGUUCCGAGGCCACAAAUGGUCACUGUGAUGGCCAAUCACCGGAUAUAACACCAAAUGGCAGUAUGCGAAGACGCCGCAGUCGUGUGCUAAAUGAAGAAGAUGAUUUAAUGGAAUUUUUACGUACCUCAGGACAUGAACGCAAUAGCCGAGAGAGGAAGGCAGCUUAUGGUAGUUUGGAUCGUUCAUGGGCACGUCGUGCUCGUUCCGGAAGUUCUAGUCGCAAACGUCCAGAUUUAUUAAAUAUUGAUUUUGGAGCAGAUAGAGAGCGGGCCGCUUCUCCCUUACCCAUUAAUGUGGUGGAGAAAAAUUCUCCACUCUCGCCGAACAAUGGAGAAAUUGUUCAAACGAACAAUAAUGACGAAACUAAACCAAGAAUAUCUCGUGAAUGGCGUCAAAAAAUCGAAAAUUGGUUACAAUCGAACGAAAACGAUGAAAAACAAGACGAGGAAUACAAACGUAAGCGACGUUUGGUUAACAUUAAUAGGCGUUCGCUUGAAAACGAGUCAGAAAGCGAACGAAAAUUGGAUACCUUACCCGAAGAGAAAUUUGUACCAACUACACCGAACUCUUGUACUAAAACAUCUAAUCAAACACUAACCAAUAACAAUGUUACUAAUACGAAUAAUCGUGAUGGCUAUAAACGCGUCUAUCCCGAUUGGAAACCAUCGAAGACCUUGGAAACGGAUGUUGUCGGUACCAUAGAAGCUAUUGCAAAUGUCAAUGAUGCCCGAGAAAAUACGAAGAAGCAAUUGGAAAAACCAAGCAUAUCGGAAUCAGAUUUAAGCUCCAUAAAGCCAUAUACACCACCACCAUCAUCAUCAUCGUCACACAAAUACUCAACACCCUAUACAAAUUGCGAAGAAGUUGUCUAUCGAAGACAACGUUCCGGCGAGAAUAAUCCAAUGCAACUGGAUCCCAUUGCCGAGGAGGAUCGCCGCAAAUCGUUAAUAGCUCAACAACAAUUGAUUGAGAAAGAGGCCAAUGAACGUCUGCAAAUAUAUAUACGUUCGCCUACGACGCCGGCUACCAAAGUUAAUAAUGUCGACAGACAUAAAUCCAAAUCACCAUCGCCAUCAUUCCAAACAAAUCGAAUCCAUUCUGAUAAUACCUCAAUGAAUUGCAAUGACAUGUACACCUCGAAACGCAAAGAAAUCGAUGCGGAUAACAUUGAAACGCCACCCGCACCCCGGAGAAUCAUAUCUAGUCCCACAACCACAUUGGUGACGGUCAAUAGGCCGGACGCUAAACCAGCUCAGGUUGAAGCAACGGAAAGAAAUACAAGUGGUAAUGACAUGGAAUCAACUGAAACACCUGGUCACUUUGAUCGCUAUUCCAUAGCCCGACGCACCAGACGUUAUAAACGACCAACUGACUACAGUAGUGGAAAUGAAGAACUAACUUCAGCCAAAGAUUCAAGUGAGGAAAAUUCACUAAACCAAAUAAAUAAAUCCGAAGAAAUUCCCAAGGAAGUGUCCCCAGUGCCGGCUCCAGUAGCCACAAAGUUGGAAGAUAUCACAAAACCCGAUAAACCAAAACGUAUUUCGGCUAGAACUAUUACAAAAUUGGAGAAAGUCGGACGACAUAUUAGUUCCAUAAAUCAGGAGGAUGUCCAAGAGGCAUUACGCAACCUCAAAUCACCCACUGAUGUGCCCGAACGCCUAUGGAGUCCGCCUCGAGAAAUAAUCAGUCAACGAUCAUCAAAUCUGGCCACAACAACAGCCAACGGAAGCACCAUUAUCAAGGUAUCGAAUCACGAACUGAACGAUGAAGGUUUUGAAGAAACACAAAGUCUAGUCUCAGAUACACCAUCUCAAGGUAAAGAGAGUGUAAAUUCCUCUUGCAAUGAAACCAAUGAAAUUAGUAAAUUGUCACAAAAACCAGUAUCACAAAAAGUCACGCCAAUACAGAAAAUCUCCAGCCGAUUGGCGGAUAGAUUACAAAUCUCUCGUCUACGUUCCACAUCAUCCAAGUCACAAACAAAUGCACCGGGUUCAGGGUCAUCGACGACAGGUACAGCGCGGAGAACCCCUUCAGCGUCCGUGGAUCGUUCGAGAACAACACGUUCGACAAAUGGACCAGCUGUACAUGGGCCAGCAAGUUCAACAGCUGCGGCCCAUAUGAGUAACUUCACGAAUAAUGCCAUACGAAGAGCUACCUCUUUGCGCAAGACACUGCCACAGGCAGGUGAAGCAGCAUCAAUGGCCAAUAAACGUGAUGUUGAACGUAGUAGUUCACGUAACAGUUUGCGGUCUUCACGCUCCUCGAUAAACAGUGCCACCUCGACGAAUACGGUGAAACGUAUGCCGCUUGGCAUUGGAAAUAACAAAAGUCCCCUACAGACGGUAUCCGUAGAUUCGUCACCCAGCAAACGUCCAUUGGGUACACAAAAUAUUCGUACAGGUGUGAAUCGUUUGGCAGCCGGGGUACCCGCCAGUCGCUCAAGUUCUAGUGGUUCGAGUGUGGGGCCCAGUGUUGUUGUGGUUAGGAAUAGAAUAACUCCUGGAUCGCAACGCCAAGCGUCACAUACCAGUCUUGGAAAUAGCACAAGUUUCAAGGAAAAUCAAACAAAUAUCGGCUCAUCAAGACCACAAACGGCACGUUCGGCAAUUUUGGUAAAAGCCACCAUUACGAAUCCCUCACAGUCUACAUCACAACAACAGCAGCAGCAGCAACAGCGUGGUGCAACAUCUCGCAGUAAUUCAAGUGUACGUUCAUCCAGUAGUUUUAUGAGACCAACAGCUUCCAGCGCUACAAAACGUUCGAAGUAAAAUA